Molecule: messenger RNA, 1609 nt
Organism: Scatophagus argus
Lineage: Eukaryota; Metazoa; Chordata; Actinopteri; Scatophagidae
Gene: fam47e
Exons: 5
Coding region: 143-751 (202 amino acids)
Source: RefSeq, a predicted model, not a curated record
AGCAGAGCGACACUGAUUUUUUUUUUCUCUGGUUUUUUUUGUUGUCGGACUAGUUGGACGCUAAGACACCCAGCUUUGAAGGCCUACACAAAGAGUACAAAUAUUACUGCCAACGCCCCGAUUCACAAAGCUGUCUGAGGUGAUGAAUUGGUCUUUCAACAAGGUGAUAUGGAUAAACAGGUAUAAGGAGAGACUGCAGACCAAAUACCAUAAAACCCAGCCAAACAAGACAUCUUUGGCCAGGAGAUGGAGUUUUGUAAACUUGGGCCUUGAUGGCUUCACCGACUGUUCGUCAGUCUCAUCCAGAGGUGUCUCACCAGUUAUUUUCCAGGGCACUCAAAACCUUAACUCCAUUCAAAAGCCUAGAAAAUGCAUCUCUAAAGAGCACGCUUGCUUCUCAAAGCAGAUGAUCCAAAAGCAGAUUCGAAGAGAAUAUGUGACUGCUGUGGAGGACAAACUCAAACAGCAUCCUCUAACUAUGUACCCACACUAUAAGGAUCACAUGACUCCAGAGAUAUUUGAAAAGGUGGUAUCUAUUUUGGAGCCAGACAUGUGCGUAAACAGUGCCUGUGCACUUCCUGCGCCUACAGGAGACCAUGAGGAGGAGGAAGAUAACUGUACAGAGCCAAGUAACCAAGACGUGGACAGAACAAAAGACAGUAAAAUACAAGUAUACUGUCUUGGAAGAUUCUCUUCUGAAGAGGAAAAAGAAACGUGGGAGCACACAGCUCAUGUAAACAUGGACAGUUAGGCACGGUGUGUAAGCAGAGGUUUGAAGUUUAAUUGUUGUCUAAAAAAUAAACAGAUGAAAUGAACAGCUAAUACAGAUGAUCCUUUACUGUUAACUAUUCCUCACUCUUUGUAUUGUGCUUGUUACAUGCUGUGUGUAACACCAAAAGUGCAAAUCUGUGAUACAUCUACACUUUGAAAAACACUUUUUUUUUAAUUUGGCAUGACACCUGGUAUGAAAUAAAAACUUAAACUCAUUCAUUUUAUAAAAACUUUAUUUAAACAAUAACUUACAAAAAUACGCCUGAUUGGUGAUUUUUCUAAAAGCAUGGCUUGACAACUUCAUCUGCAGAGUUUUUCAGAAUAAGAAAGAGCUUUCUGACAGACAAAAAAAAUGCAAUUAAAUGAGUCAUGAGGAAUGUGAUCACAGAGAUCAGGGUCAACAUUUACAAAAUUUUAUGAAGCCUCUGAAGGCUCUUUAUAUCCUUGACAGUGACAGUGCAGAUUUAUGUGCGACAGUUGAUACAAUAAUCAGUGUGAGAAUUUGUCCGUGUAUCUCUCCUAUCAUUGGUCAUGUAUUUUACUUUUGUGUGCAUGUUAAUUCAUCUUUGCCUCUCAGUUAAUAUACAGCAUGGUGCAGUAAAAUACAGCUGACACAUUAUCUUGACAACACAAAUGGCUCAGUCAGUGUAAGCAGAUGGCUCUCCUUAACUCUCCUCUCCUAAUCACUGCACAUGUUCUUCCUCAGGAUAGUGUUUUUCUAACAAAAGAUAAUGUGUAAAAAAAAUAGUGUUAGUCUAACAAAACAAAAUCUGUUACAUUGUGUUCAUAAUGAUAUGAUAAAAUGUGUGUGUAGGAUGUACAGUAUUAAGAACCUACU